Molecule: messenger RNA, 5614 nt
Organism: Corythoichthys intestinalis (scribbled pipefish)
Lineage: Eukaryota; Metazoa; Chordata; Actinopteri; Syngnathiformes; Syngnathidae
Gene: ttyh3b
Product: tweety family member 3b
Exons: 15
Coding region: 344-2014 (556 amino acids)
Cellular component (GO): plasma membrane
Molecular function (GO): volume-sensitive chloride channel activity; intracellularly calcium-gated chloride channel activity
Source: RefSeq, a predicted model, not a curated record
CGCGAGCACAGCCUGUGGGCUACCGCAAAGCCUCCGCUUUCUUCACGUCGUCAAGGCUCUUUAAACACUUGGUGCGGGCGUAUGCGUGCGUGACUCGACCACGUCCGUGAUUAAUAUGAGCAGUGGCGGGCUGACUGCAGACGCCGUCGCCAGCCGGUGAACAAAGCGCUCGGAGGACACUGGAAAUGGUCGCCGGGCGCCGCCGGUGAACCCUCGCCGCCCACCGGCCGCCGCGUUGAUGCGGCACCAAGUAGGCGAUAAGCCGAGACCGAGUCAGUAGAUAGUGUUCGUGCGAUUGCAUUUUAACGAGGGAACGCUCAGACCCCCUCGUCCCGUCUUGAAGAUGGCGGCCGUGGUAAAUUACGCGCCACCGUGGUGGGUCAACCUGCUCCACCGCUUGCCACACUUCAACUUGGACUUCCAGAUGGUCAGCAGCGACUUUCGGCCCGAAGACCCCGAGUAUCAAAAGUCAGUGCUUCUGCUCGGCUCGGUGGCCCUGUUUUGUUUGGGUCUGGACCUCCUGUUCCUCCUGUUCUAUUCCUUCUGGCUUUGCUGCCGCCGCCGCAAGAGCGACGAGUCAUCGUCCCACUCGCACCACGGGCACUCCCAGCAGCCCAGUGCGGACUGCUGCUGCACUGCCUGGUGUGUCAUCAUUGCCACCCUGGUUUGCAGCGCUGGCAUUGCUGUGGGCUUCUACGGAAACGGCGAAUCGAGUGAUGGAGCCAGCCGCCUGGCCUACUCCCUGCGCCACGCCAACCGCACUGUAUCGGGCAUAGAAAAACUGGUAUCGGAUAGUGCCAUAGCGCUGAAUCAGACAGUGGAGGAGAACCUGGUGCAGCUGGAGACAGCCUACCAAGAGCAGACGGACUAUGUGUCCAUCGUUCAGAAGCUGCAGGGACAGCUGGACGAGCUGGUCAAACUUAUGGUGGACGUCCCCUUUUGGUCCAACACGGCUGUGUCCCUUGAGGACUUGGCCCGACAAACUGAGGCCUUUGACUUCUACAGGUGGUUGGGAUACCUAGGCCUGCUGUUGUUUGAUGUGCUCAUUUGCCUCCUGGUUCUCUUUGGGCUCAUACGGAACUCCAGAGGAACUUUGAUUGGCGUGUGCCUGCUGGGUGUUCUGACGCUCGUCAUCAGCUGGGCGUCUCUGGGCAUGGAACUGGCUGUUGCUGCGUCGGCAAGUGACUUCUGCGAUUCUCCCGACACGUACAUCGCCCGCGCCACCAAGGAGAACGCUGUCAUCAAUCAAGAUAUUCUGCAGUAUUACCUGAAGUGCAGCCCGGGACAAGUGAAUCCCUUCCAGCAGAGGCUGUCGGGGAGUCACAAAGCGUUGGUGGAGAUGCAGGAUGACGUGGCGGAGCUUUUGCGAUCGGCCACGAGGGAAUACGCCAACACCAAGGAGAAUCUGAAUCAGAUCCAGUCUGUGCUGAACUCCACAGGGGUUGGCCUGCACCAGCUGACAGCUCUAGUGGACUGUCGCAGCCUGCACAUGGACUACGUGCAGGCUUUGACGGGCCUGUGCUACGACGGAGUUGAAGGGGUCAUCUACCUGGUGCUCUUCUCCUUCGUCACGGCACUCAUGUUCUCCUCCAUUGUCUGCAGUGUGCCACACACCUGGCCGGGCAAGAGGACGGAUGAGGAGGAUGGAGAGGAUGAGUCGGGCGCCUCACGGGGCGGCAUUCACGAUAACCUCUACCGCGUUCACAUGCCCAGUCUCUACAGUUGCGGUUCCAGCUAUGGUAGCGAAGCUAGCCUGCCUGCCACCGCCCACACCGUCAGCAACGCCCCCGUCACUGAGUACAUGAACCAGAACGCAAACUUUCAGACCCCCCGGUGUGAGAACACCCCCUUGAUUGGCAGGGAGUCCCCUCCACCCUCUUACACCUCCAGUAUGAGGGCCAAAUACCUGGCCACGAACCGCCCGGACCAGAACCGUCGCUCCGUCCCCAACGAACAGCUGGACCCAGCCAGCCGGCCCCACGCCAACACCCGGCCGCAGUCCUCAGUCCACUAAUGACCAAUCAUCGUAGACUUAAGCAAACACACACACUGUACAAAAUUUGUAAAUAUGAAUCAUAACUACAACACUGAUUUAAUAACUGGUGACGUGUUGUGCCGUGCACUUAUGUUGCUGUAUCUUGCACACAUACACACUUUUAGAUGACAUCUACAUCAUCAUAACACCGAAGACUUGUCCGUGCAUCUCACAUUUUUUCUGGAAUUCAAGCACUCGGGAUGUUUUGACCGAGGGGCCAACCACGUGCCAAAAUAAUGGGUGCCUGAAAAUUAUGCCAGGAAGCGCUUGAUUCCCAUGUCAAUAAUAAAAAAAAUAAAAAUACAGAAAUGGUAGGAAUUAAAGCUGCAACAGGGAAGAAGACGAAGGACUCUGGGAAAAGCAGCAAAUUGUUUGCUUGGUGCUAACGUGAGCCAGCAAGGGAAAAAAAAAAGUUUUUUAAAGUUUUUUUUUUUUUUUUUAAAGUAUUUUACCAGAAGUGAUACUGUGAGUUUUUUUUAGUCCUCAUAAGCACAAUUUUUUUUUCUUCGAGGCAACCUUUAAAAGGAAAAAUGGGACACUGCCGACGCUUCUCCUGCUACUGUAUAAUAUGUACAGACUGUGGCAGUAAUCAUGUGUUUGGGUGUGUGUAUGUGUGUUGUGUAUGGGAGUGAGACCACCUAGCUGGUUAGCGUUGCAUUUUGUUGAACUUUGUUUACAUUAAUGACAUGCGGCCACUGUACGCACGCAUAAGUACUUAAAAAUACUUAAUCAACGUUAAGUAACAUCCCUUUUUUCAAACAUUUGUGAAUGAAAGGCCAUUUUUGACAUAAAAUGAUAAAUGACAUUCACUCAGAAAAAAAAUUUACAGAAAAUGCUGUAACGUGCAUGCCAGGCCAGUAGUUAGCAGUGUCAUUUUGCGUCGUAAAUGUAGACUUUGUCAGAGAAGCAUUCUUCACGUAAACACUGCUCUAGUGCUUUUGGUUUUCAGCAUUUAGUUUGGGACAGUUUUAGGUUCUUAAAACAAAAAAAAAAAUUGGCCAUAAAUGAUCUAUCUCAUACACACAUGCUGAGCAAACGUAGGCCUAUGUGGAUUUUUUUUUUUGGCGCUUCACAUACAACGACAGUCUCUGUUGACACGGAUGACCCAAACUGACUAAGUCAUAUUAUGCAUGCCAGACCGGUAACUGGUGAUGGUUUUUGCUUAUUUUUUGGGUUUAUUUUUAGUGUUUGCUUAGUAACAGUUACUUCAACUUGCUGGUAUUUAAACAAACUGUUUAUUUUAGCUUUUAGAAAACACAAUCACACGCUAAGCGUACAUUAACAUGAUAACUUGGCAAAAAACCCUUACCUUUUCAUGUAAAACAUAAUGUUCACACACAGUAAAAGAUGUAAUGGGCACGCUGGGCCACUAGUUGGCGGUCACUUUGCGUGAACAACGGCAAAUGCCUCAUUAGCAUAAACUGCAUAAACUGCAGCACAUUUGACUUCUAGCAUUUAGUACUUUUUCAAGUAGUUUAAAUGGAAAAGAUGAUUUUAGCCUGUAUCGAUCACACACAGUAGGUUAUAUAUGUUCCUGCAACAACAACCCAACAAAAUCCUUUCUGUGGGUGUAUUUUGACAACGUGUAAAAGACUCGUCACACGAAAAUGACUAAUAGGAUGUUAUAUGCAUGCCGGACUUGUAGUUGGCGAUGUAAAUUUCUGUCUAAAGAGAGGCUAUUACACACACAAAUCGCAAAUAGACUUGAGUUGUUGGUAACAGAAAUGCUAAGACAGUGCUUUUGUUUUUCAGGUUUGUCAAGAUGUUUUCAAAUAUCUGCGAUAUUAACGAACGCAGUUUUUAGCCUUUAACGAUAAUGUCUAAAGGUCCCAUUGCCACAGCACUUGUGUGUCAUAGUGCAUAAUUUUGUCAGAGAAGCCCUAUUACGUAUUUGAUAGCCUUGUGUUUCACACAUUUACUUUAGAUCACAAUUGUUAAUGCUAGGACAGGGAUACCAACAUUAUUUUUUAAAGGUUUCAAAAGGCUGUUGUCACAUCACCCAACGAGUUACACGUUCGCUUAGUAGUCUUUUCAUUAGCAUUGUGAGUGUCAUAGUUGACCGAGAAGUUUACCAAAAGCAGCUGUGUACAGCAUUAGCACAUUUGAUUUCUUGGGUUUAACCACUUCUCGUAUUGGCGAGACAAUCUAACCAUUUUAGGCUAAUCAUGCUACUUAUACCUAACCGCGUUGUGCUAUGUUCAACGCCUUUCAAAAAAAGUUUUCAUAUACCCCCCAUUCCACCUUGUUUUUUUGUCUUUCACUUUUUUUUUAAAUAAUCGCAUCUUGUAACGUAUUGGAGGUUAAAAAUAAUAAUAAUACUAGUUAGGUGUUUUUAUACAGUAUGGCUCUUUUCAAUUUAUUCCCAUGAAUCCACUUAGAAAAAGUAUUCAUGAUGUACAUGUUCAGACUGUGGUAACGAUAUAAUUCAAGCUGGAAAGUAAAUGUUGAAAAAAAAAAAACAACAAAAAAGUGAAAUUAAAGCAACUUUUAACAUGGAUUUGAACUCAGCUUUAUUUGUAGCACCAUCUAGUGGUCAAGUGCAGGUUGUCACCUAAAGUAGAAUGAAUGAAAAUGGAUGGAUGUGUUCUAUUUGUAAACAUAUCACUUAGUUGACUUAAACAAUGUCAAAUUCCUAUCGGCUUUAGUGUUUAAAAGCCUGGCCUCACCCCAUAUACCAUAUAAAACAGAAAACAUUUAGAUGACUUGAAGUUUUGCUCUGAGCUCCCCAAUUUGGCCAAAUUUCAAAAUUGACCUAUAUGCAUGUGUGAUACAUCAUUGGAAAGCUUAAAAUCUCAAUUUUUUGGGGGAAGAAAAAUUUUGAUCUGGAGGGCUUUUUAAAGAUUUUUUUUUAAAACCGCAAAACCCUAACUGGAGGUGAGAACAUGAGAGAGCAUAAUUAAAGACACCACAAUUUUAAUAUGAUAUUAUCGCAUACUUACCUAUUUUCGAUCCAGAAACUCCAUUUAGCAUGUAUCACCGAGUGUCAAGACGUAGCUGUGAAUGACCACAGCCGGAUUUUUGGGGAUUUUAUGGGUGAAACAUGGUAAUAUAACAAGGGUUUUAUAACAACCCUAACCCGAGCAAUGAGGCAGAUAUCUGUGAUUUAUUUACAGACACAGUUUUUUUCAUAUUGAUUUAAUUUGUUUAAAAGUUUAUAAUAUGUGAGUGAACAAUUUUUAAAAGUAUUUUUUAAACUAAAUAUUACACCUCAAAUCAUGAUUUUAAGCUAAAAAUGACAUUUCGAAUAAUAAAUAUAUAAUUACUUACCUUUUUUUUAAUGGCUUCGUUGAAACAAAAGCGGUUACGCGACGUCUGUAAAAGGGGGUCUCCAGGGUAAAACGGACAAAUUAAAAAUAGUUUGGGGGCUUAAUGCGCCAUGAAUCUGCUGUGGCAGCAUAUAGACAUAUUGUUCUAUCAAACACAACAGUUCUUUUGGCUUAAAAUACAGCAGUUUAUUUUAAAGAGGGUGCAAGAGCAAAAACUGCUUUUUCAGCCUUGUCUGUGUUUUCUGCCAUAUAUACCCAAUUUAACUAGAAACUAUUUUAAUAAUAAUAACAGGCUACAGUGGGAAAGAAUCUU